CGCACUCCACAGAAGGAGGACAAAGUCUCGCUUCUUUCGCUCACCAAUUUGCCCAUCAACCUCAAACGCUCGCCAAAUGGCUUUCAAGCUCAUUGCUCUGGUUUCCUGCUGCCUGGCAGCUGUGUCCGCGGGACUGAUCCCUGUGGAGCAACACGAACAGCAGCCCCAGCUGUACCAGGCCCACCAGCCGCAGCAUGUGAUCUACCAGAAGCAGCACGAGAUCCAUCCCCAUGGCCACGAGGUGUACCCCGAUGAUCCUCAUCCCAAGUACAACUUCGCCUACGACGUGCAGGAUGCUCUGUCCGGAGACUCGAAGAGCCAGGUGGAGUCCAGGGAUGGUGAUGUGGUGCAGGGCGAGUACUCCCUGGAUGAUGCCGAUGGUUUCCGCCGCACAGUGAAGUACACUGCUGACUCCGUCAACGGUUUCAAUGCCGUGGUGCACCGCGAACCCCUGGCCCAUGUGCACCACAAGGUUGUGGCUGCUGCUCCGGCUGUGCCUGUUCAGUACCACCACGCCCCAGCCACUCCUGUGAUCAAGAGCUAUGCUGCCCCUGCUCCCACCUACGUGGCCCCCACCUACGCUGCUCCUGCCUACACCGCCCCUGCUUACACUGCACCUGCCUACACCACCCACCAGGCUGAACAGCCCCAGGAGCAGGACCACCAGCAGCACCACUACGCCAGCUACGAGUCUCCCGCCCACUCUCAGGCCGCCCACGAGGGUCAUGAGUACUACCACCACCAGUAAGGGGUUUCUGGCCACAGAUCACCUGACAAGCGAAAGUAUUAUCCCGCAUGCAUCCCAUUACGUGAACUCAUUUAGCCCAUUAACCUAGUUCCGUUGAUUAGUUUUAACCUCAAUGUAAAUACUUGCAAUAAAACUAUCGAAUAUCUAUAUAAA
Drosophila eugracilis is the source of this 901-nucleotide messenger RNA. RefSeq names its product cuticle protein 18.6 (gene Ccp84Ac). The record is from RefSeq and is a predicted model, not a curated record. Lineage: Eukaryota; Metazoa; Arthropoda; Insecta; Diptera; Drosophilidae. The transcript is spliced from 2 exons. The coding region runs from base 77 to 748 and encodes 223 amino acids. Gene Ontology annotation, cellular component: extracellular matrix.